Messenger RNA from Heterobasidion irregulare TC 32-1, 252 nucleotides. RefSeq lists its product as uncharacterized. The transcript is spliced from 2 exons. The annotation marks the transcript as partial. The record is from RefSeq and is a predicted model, not a curated record. Lineage: Eukaryota; Fungi; Basidiomycota; Agaricomycetes; Russulales; Bondarzewiaceae.
AACACGAACAUGGACAUCAAUAACUUCGUCGACUCGCUCUCCGAGAGUCUGCAUAUCAUAUUGCCCAACAUACUGACUCUCGUGGCUGCGCACCAAGCGAAUGAGACGAGUAUUGGCGCGCAGUUCGCGCAGCUGAACACAGUCUGGGACACCGCGGGCCGCGAUCUCGGGAACGUCGCCCCAAGCGACGGAUCGAACACAACGGCGCCGACGAACGACGACAUCUCUAUUACUUUUGCAAGCACUCUCUCG